Messenger RNA from Cicer arietinum (chickpea), 3477 nucleotides. RefSeq lists its product as uncharacterized. Lineage: Eukaryota; Viridiplantae; Streptophyta; Magnoliopsida; Fabales; Fabaceae. Gene Ontology annotation, biological process: regulation of defense response to fungus. The record is from RefSeq and is a predicted model, not a curated record.
AUAUAAACACAAGAAUCAAGAAGAAGCUUCAUUACGAGACAAUGAGAAAGUAAAUGUGUUUUUAUUUUGGCGAGAGUUGACUAUUUAAACACGUAAGAAAUGAAAGACUCAUUUAUUUGUUUGCUGUUAUUGUUUCACUUAAUUUCCACGCAGCACCAACUACAACAUUGUUAAAGUUAAUGUCAUAAUUUCACAUUCUAUACUUCAUUUCUCUUCUUUUUCUUUUUCUUCUUCUUCUUCUUUAUUACCCAACAAGUUCCUUUCUCUACUCUCUUUAAUAACAUAAUAACAUCCUUUAAAACCACUUCUUUCCAUUCUUCAUUCUUCAAUUAACUUCAACUCUGCAACCACUAAUCCGAUCUAACCAAGACAGUGAGAGUAUUGAGAGAGCUUUGUUUUCUGAAUUUGGUAUUUGACUGACAUUUAUAUCUUGCAAAAAUUUGUGGCAAAGACCCAAUAUUAAUUUGGACUUUAGUUGAUUGAUUCAAUAUAUAUUUGAAGUAAUAUGUCUGCUAAAAUGGUUCACAAAGUUCGGAAAGUUAGAUGUCCUAAAUGCCGGGUACUUCUUCAAGAACCUCAAGGAUAUCAUGUGUACAAGUGUGGUGGAUGUGGCACUAAACUUCAAGCUAAGAAACAAAGUAUGAUUAUGAAAUCAGAAUCCAGUAUACAAGAAAUCAAUGCAGCUCCUAGAAACGGAUUGAAUCCUGCUUCUGAGGGUAGACAAAGUAGCGACAGAGAGCGUCAGGCUCCUCGCCAGAAAGAUAGUUUGAAGGCUAAAGCAACUGCUUCUUCAAGAGAAUGUUAUUCAGAUGGAAAUGGUGAAUACAAUGGCGGUCAGUUAGUACCGUUCAAGUUCUCAGAUGAAGAACUAGAAAGUGAGUCGGACGAUAAAUUGUCACUCAGAAGGCAUAGAGUCUCCAACAAAGGCGGUUCAAAUAAGAUCACUCACUGUGAGAUUGAAGAGAUAAAUAAUGGGGAGUUCUCAUUAGAAAGAUCAAAAGAGGAGUUAAUUUAUUCAUCUGAUGAAGAUGGCAAUGAUGACAAAUCAGCUCUGAUAGGGGACAGUUCUGAAAUGCCAAUUACUGAAAGUAAUUAUCAAGGAGCAGAAGAGUUAAACAAAGGAAACUUGUCACAAGAGGGAGCAGAACAUGAGUUAAUUUCUGGAUCAGAUGAGGAAGAUGCCAAUAAAGAGAAGUCGGUGACAGCAGGUGCAAACCUUGAAAUGGAAAUUAUUGGAAGUGGUUUAAAAGGAGUAGAAGACUUGAAUAAUAGCAACUUGCCACUAAAAGAUGCAGAAGAGGAGUUAAAUUCUGGAAUUGAUGGAGAAGAUGCCAAUAAUGAUAAACCGGUUUUAGUUGGUGAAAACCUUGAGGAGGAAGUUACUGAAAACAAUAUAGCAGGAGAAAAAUUAUAUAAUGGAAAAAGACCACUUGAUAAAGAAGAUCACAACAAUGACCAAUCAGCUAUAGAGGAUACAAAAUCGGAAGUGGACACUACAGAAGGUACUACUACAAAAAAUCCAAGAACUGAAAAUGUGGAUAAAUUAGAUGCCACAGAAUCAAGAGAUCAUAGUUCAGAGCUUAGCGGUGUUCUUGGAAUAGGAAAACUGUCUGAAUCCCCAAUCACCAGAAGCUCUUAUGCUUACAAUGGCAGACUCUCUUCUCAUGAUGGAAUGAAUGAGCGGGCAAAUGAGCGAUUCGCUAUCCAAAGUUUAGAUUCUUUGAAGAACUCUUACACCACUGAUGAGGGAAGGAUCCGAAAGGGUAAAGGCCUUGCUAGUAGCUCCUUAUAUGGUGAUCUUGGAACGCAACAUCAAUCACAUAUACCCCAGGAAAAGCAUCAUGUCAUGAAAGAGAGCAGAAAGAAUCAAAACAAAGUGUUGGAAAAUACAACACUUGGUAAUUACCAUUUGAUGAAAACAAAGAGAGAUCACAAGUUUCCGUCCAAAGUGCCUUUCCCUCGAAGUGGUUACAAUUCACACUAUGAAAAUAUCAGGCCAUCAAAUAGAAUGCAUGAUGAGAGCUCAAGCAUUCUUUCGCAUGACUCACAUGAGGACACUGACAUGGAGAAGGUGAAACUGUUGAGAAUUAUUUAUAAGUUGCAGGAUCAACUUAACAAGACUCGCCAUAUAAGUCAGGAAAGAAAUGGAAACAGUUCUGCUGCAUAUCAUAGCCAUGAACUUCAUGAGGGAAAGUUUUCUCAUGCUCAUGAACAAGACUCUAGGUGUAACGGAAGAUGUAAUAAUCAUGGAAUCACAUGGCACCAAAGGCAUAAAUACUCACGGAGACCUUAUUCAGCUGAGGAAACAAGCUGUGUGCAUGAUGUUGAUCAUUUUUGUUUCCAUUCCCGUUCCCAUGUCUCAGCAGAUUUGUCUCCACGCAUUCUUUUCCAACGUAAAGAUUUAUACAGGUCAUAUCGAGGGAGAGAUUGUUGCUCGUCAAGUCCACAACGCUUCGCAGCCUCUAAACUCCCAUUAUAUGGCAGUGAGACGCAUUCUAAUGAUCAGAGGUAUAGGGCUACAGCGGUGAGGAAAUAUUUAAGGGAGAAACCGAACUUGGCUAAGCGACAUCAGAAGCCAGUAGCAGGUGGAGCUCCUUUUGUCACUUGUCAUAAAUGCUUAAAUCUUCUGCAGCUACCUGCAGAUUUUCUUCUUUAUAAAAGGGCAUGUCAUAAGCUGAAAUGUGGUCAAUGUUCAGAGGUACUCAAGUUUUCACUGAAGAAUGGAAGUCAUGUGGUUCCUUUUUCAUCAAACACUACAGGUCUUCCAUCUAGUGAGAUUCAUCAUCAAAGUGAGGCAAGUAGAGGCGGCAAUCUACCAUCAGUAUCUCAUGUCAACUAUUACCAUUAUUCACCUGCAAAACCUAUUUCAUAUUAUGAUGAUUAUGAGCUAUCCGUCUCUCAAAGCUACUCCUCAGAAGUAGAUCCUGUUUUUCUUACCGAACAAUUUCAUCACUUGCAUGGCAAUGAAUAUGUUAACCCAAACGUCUCUCCUAGCUCAACAUUUAAGGAGAAUAUUGCUUCAAGAUAUUCUAGUACACCCAAGGCUCCAAUGGAGACAGAUGAAUCAGCUGAAUUUUCCUCCAAUAUGUCUGAAUCUAGGAAUUUGCCAGCAGAAAAGGUGGCAAUGCCACAACUAAGAAGUUCACCUCAUAAACUGAUGGGUUAUUCUACACCAAGUCAAGUGAUAAGAGGGACAUCUUGUUGAAGGCAAAGGAGCUGGAACUCAAUUCAGAAAAUGAUCCGAGUAAAGAAAGAGUCAUAAUUCACUUUAAAACUGAAAUGUUGGCCAUCAAGAAUUCAGCUAUAGAUGUAUUCAGAAGCAGUAGCUACAUUACUCAAUUUUAUGUAUACCAGAUUGCCAGUUCUUGAACAGAGAUAAGAUCAUUGUUGUAAAAAUAUUCUUUUUGUGUAUAAAUGAUUUAAUUUGAUUAUUUUUUGUAAUACUUGAUGUGAAUAUAUCAAGGUAUUUUUAAAAAU